Messenger RNA from Perca flavescens (yellow perch), 4216 nucleotides. RefSeq names its product WD repeat and SOCS box containing 1 (gene wsb1). NCBI's taxonomy places the organism in Eukaryota, Metazoa, Chordata, Actinopteri, Perciformes, Percidae. The record is from RefSeq and is a predicted model, not a curated record. Gene Ontology annotation, molecular function: protein binding. Gene Ontology annotation, biological process: protein polyubiquitination; intracellular signal transduction. The coding region runs from base 388 to 1671 and encodes 427 amino acids. The transcript has 9 exons.
GAAAAUAGCUUACCAUCCCACCCGUAGAAGCCAUUGUACUAACGGGGACCGUACUGAGCGCUACAGACGCGAAUGCUCUAAUUGCGUGUUAAACUGUUGUUGUUUUUUUUAUCAGAGUGUUAAUGCCCGAGCAGCAGUAUAGACUUGAACGGUGAAAAUAAAGAGUGUCGUCGAGGAAGGAAUACAAGACGUUUGCACAGGCCGAACGACGACUGUAUUUUUUUCACCACGGACGUUAACGUUACGCUUGGAGGAAUUCAACCGACGUUGCUAGACAGCGGAAGAGGAAAAGCCGGCGCCGAAUUCCGUACCAAUUUCAUAUUUCCUCUAGAUAUUUGUUUUACACUCCGUGCUCGGCUUUUCUCUUAGGUCUGUGCCCUUAUUUAGAUGGCAAGCUUUCCAGACUCUAUAAACCAAAAUGAUAUAGGUAAGGCAAAGUUCAUCGGUGAACUCCUGGUGCCUGUUGCUCCCUUUGACCAGAAGUCUGGGCGCGAGGCUUGGACAGUAGCUUUUGCACCCAAUGGUUCCUACUUUGCUUGGUCUCAGGGGCAUCGCAUUGUCAGGCUCAUUCCCUUGGCAAAAUGUCUGAAGAGCUUUUCUGUGGGCAAAGCUGGAGAGUCCACCAAUGCCUCGAGCCCGGGUUGUUUGUCUCGUCAGAACAGCAGCGGAGGCCAGGUAAUCCCAGCUGCCGACGAGCCCCGCGAACACACCAUCGACUGCGGUGACACCGUCUGGGGCCUGGCCUUUGGCUCCUCGGUGCCGGAGAAGCAGAGCCGCUGUGUUAACAUUGAGUGGCACCGCUUCAGGUUCGGUCAGGACCAGUUGCUUCUGGCAACAGGCCUCAACAAUGGUCGCAUCAAGAUCUGGGAUGUCUACACUGGAAAACUGUUGCUGAAUCUGAUGGACCACACUGAUGUAGUGCGAGACUUGACCUUUGCUCCUGAUGGCAGUAUUGUGCUGGUCUCUGCAUCCAGAGAUAAGACCCUCCGUGUGUGGGACCUUAAAGAUGAUGGUAACAUGGUGAAGGUUCUGCGGGGGCAUCAGAACUGGGUGUACUGCAGCGCCUUCUCCCCUGACUCGUCCAUCCUGUGCUCGGUCGGCGCAGGCAAAGCAGUGUUCCUAUGGAACAUGGAUAAGUACACGGUGAUGGGAAAGCUGGAGGGGCACCACAAUGAUGUGGUGUCUUGUGAGUUUUCACCAGAUGGGGCGCUAUUGGCCACCGCCUCUUAUGACACCCGGGUCAUCGUGUGGGACCACCACAAGGGCACCAUUCUGCUGGAGCUGGGCCAUCUCUUCCCUCCUCCAUCACCCAUUUUUGCUGGAGGGGCAAAUGACCGCUGGGUUCGCUCUGUGAGCUUCUGCCCUGACGGCCGCCACAUUGCCAGCAUCACUGAUGACAGGCUGGUUCGUUUCUGGAGCAUCGAGGAAAGGGCUCCUCAGGCCAUCGCCUCUCUGUCCAACGGCCUCUGCUGUGCCUUUUCCGCUGAAGGGAGUGUCCUUGCUGCUGGGACUCGUGACGGCGGUGUGCACUUCUGGGAGUGUCCCCGCAGCGUUGGCAGUCUGCAGCACAUGAGCAGGAUGUCUCUCCGCCGGGUGAUGAGCACCCAGCAGGUGGAGGCCCUGGCCAUCCCCACGCCGCUCCGCGACUACCUGACCUACAAAGUCAUCUAACCCACAGAGCCAACUGUUCCCGUCGCAGCAUCAUCUGGCUGAAAAAAAACAAACAAUGAAUUAUUUUCUGAAAAAUAAAUCCCUUUUACACAGACCUUUUGUUGAACAAACAAAAUCAACCGGGAAAGGAGGAACAGUUACGUCUUCCUACUACAAAAAAACAAACAGAGCCACCUGGGCUCAAACCCCCCACCACCUCCACUCAUAGCAGGAUAUUCUGUUGCUUUUGUAAAUAUUUAUUUUUGUAAGUACUUUAGUGAAUGAGCGUGCUCUACACCUGUAGGGUCAGGUUAUUUCGGGGGCGGGGGGGACCGUCCCCUCCGUCACAUCAGUGUGGAACCUGUAAGUGUUCAGGCCUCUUCCAGCUGGCUCCAGCUCUCCACCAGGUUCAGUAAACCCUUCAUCUUUUCUUCUGACUUUGAAAUGGCUGUUGCCCUUAAUGGGAGAAGCUUUGGCAGCGUUGCUUGCCCUUAAUGUCAGGGCUUCUGUUUGGAAGUGGUUGAAAAACGACAUGAGAGCCGUUAUUGUUCUUCUCUUAGCUUUGAACAUUUCUCUGAAACAGUAUUCACACAGUCGUGGCACACUCACAGUAUUUAUUUUUUUUUAUUCCUAUACAGAGACAACAUUUUCCGUUGAGUGAUCCAACACAGUGUGUUAGCUAGUUUAAUUUAAUUUCUGCUGUUUGGUCACACCAGACCGAAUCGGGCACAGUGAGAGUGCUCCGUUAGAAGUGGCACCAGAAGCUAGCUAUCAAACUAGCUCCUUCAGUCCUGAGCCAGAGUGAGAAAUGGUUCAGGCAGAUAUUUUGGCACAUUUUUGGGUCAUUGCAGAUAUGUUUGUAUUGCUGUAAAUGUCAGCUGGUAAAUAACGAGAAAUGUUAAGUACAGAAAUGGCAAAGAUUUUUUGGGAAACAGUGUUCAAAAUUCUUGGAUUAUUUUUUUUUAACUCAAAUAUCAAUAUCUGUAUUGGCCUCAAACAUCCUGUAUUGGUCAGGGGAACCGAUGUGUUUGAUUGGUUUCCCGUAGAUCACCAGAACACGGGCUAAAAUGAUCUCCAUCACAGUAUGACUGCUUUCAGACAUCUACACCUUGUGAACUUUCGACUGACAGAAACCGGUUGGAGUUGGUUGACCGUUCAAAUUUCUCACGUCAAAGUUCAGCAUCACAACAUUGCUAUUGAUUAAAUUAGUUAAAUUAGGUGCAAUGUAUUUUGCCGUUUAUAAAUACAUGCGUUACUAGACCCUUAAGAGACCCGGUGGCAGGAAAUGAGAUUAGUAGUGGAGGUAAACAAUGCAGGCUCCAAAUUGUCUAAAAUCACCUUUGCAAAGUAUUUGAGGACUGAAUGAGUUCAACGCAUCCGUCGGGCCACACGGAUACACACGGUGUGGUGUGGUGAGAAACGCUGAAUGUAAACUCAUUCAGGGGUAAAACAGCCACUGAUAUGUGCUACCAGCCAAACUACACUAGCUCAGUCUCGGUAAAUUGCAAACCAACAAUUUAUCCAACCCUGACUUGAUGCCGGUGUAGCCCACCCACAAAUGUCUAACUGGUGACACAAAGGGCAUGUGUGUGUGGUACAAGUACAAAGCCUUGAGACCGGUGUUUGAUGGUUUCACACUAAAGCAAAGCACCUCUCCUGCUGUACGCAGACAAACCUGUACACAGUUCCAUGAGAUAUGUAUGUGUAUAUAUUCAUUUGUAUCAUGUCUAUAAACAAUUGUUGAGCUUUUUUUUUCCAGUUUGUCAUUUAUACCCAGUUCUUCUGUUGAACAUGUGUGUUUUUUUUUUUUUUUUUUUUGAUCUCCGUUAAAUGUGAAAAUGUCUGCCAAUAGGCUAACUACACUUUUUACUGCUAAAGCCCUGAAAGACGAGGUGUGUUACAAUUACAUUUACAGGUCAGCUUCAGACUGGAAGUGUCACUGGCCUGUCACUACUUUUUGCAGCAUGUAGGAAUGCCAGUAAGGGAUUCCAAAAACCCUGAAAGUAGUCAAAAGCUGCCAGCCUUGGGCCAGCUGCUGUUAAAAUGUUCCCUCUUGAUAGAAAUGUAUACACGUAAUGGUCCACAUUGACCCUUUAACAUUCUUAGAAUCUUGUGUUCCUUGAACAUCCAUUUUCAUUGUGUGUCAGUGAUAUGAGAUGUAAAGAACGGAAAGUGAACUUUUAGUGUUUUUUUUGUUUUUAGUGUCUCUGUAGGAAGAGGGGCGCAGAACCGCUGUCAAUCAUCCUUGGCAAUACGUUUUCUGACAGUCAGUGCUAAUGCCAAAGCUUUUCCUUUUCAGAUCAUUCAUAAUUUUCUGCUGAGAUGUGGAGCUUGUCUCAUGAAUGGGCUGCAGUGCUUAGUUCUCUAUACAGAACCUUAAUGGAUUUGCAUUACAUGUUUGUAUACCUGUUACCAUUAUGAUUGGAAAAAAACAGGCUUGCCUCAGUGAGAUGCAGUUUAAAGCGGUUGAAUACAUCAAACAUGUAUAUGAAUGUAUGAUGUUCAUUUUCUUUUUCUUUUUUUUUGUUUAUUUGUCCCUUUCAAUAAAGGCUUUUUGACAAAAUAA